CCUGCAGUCACGCGGGGCUGGGUCUCAGCUGUAGCUGGCACCAGCCCCGUGGAGAGGCGGGUUCUCACACUCUAACCUACACGACUUCCAGGCAUUUCUAGGCGAGGGGCAGGGCGGAGUUUGCAGCUCAUCUCCUAGGGCCAGCGGGCCUUAGAAGCCGGCUGGCGGCCCUCACACGGAGGGGAAAGCCGAGCUUCGCAGCUCCCAUCGGGGAGGGCUGACUGUCCUUUCGACUCCGGUCGCCUCCACUCUGCCCCCUGCAGGCCGGCCGGCGGCACUGCUCAGGGGGCAGGUCGGGGCCUGGAGCGCGGAGCCCGGAGACGCUGGCUCGGCCUCCUGCGGCCCUUUCCCCAGUGGCCAGCGGGCCAGCGUCGCCGCGGAGACUCCGGGCCAUGGCGCGGGUACUGAUCGUGGGCGCCGGGCUGACAGGAAGCGUGUGCGCAGCGCUGCUGAGAAAGGAGACGGCCCGUCCUUUGCACCUUGUUGUGUGGGACAAGGCUGGGGACUCAGGGGGAAGAAUGACUACUGCCUGCAGCCCUCAGAAUCCACAGAGCACAGUCGACUUGGGUGCACAGUACAUCACCUGCACUCCUCAUUAUGCCAAAAAACACCAAAGUUUUUAUGAUGAACUGCUAGCUCAUGGCAUUUUGAAGCCUUUGACCUCUCCUAUUGAAGGAAUGGUGAUGAAAGAAGGAGACUGUAACUUUGUGGCACCUCAAGGAGUUUCUUCAAUUAUUAAGCAUUACUUGAAAGAAUCAGGUGCCGAUAUCUGCUUCAGACAAUGUGUGACCCAGAUCAACCUGAGAAAUGACAAGUGGGAGGUCUCCAAGGAAACAGGCUCCCCUGAGCAGUUUGAUAUUGUUGUCCUCACGAUGCCAGUUCCUCAGAUCCUGCAGCUUCAAGGUGACAUCGCAAAUGUAAUUAGUGAAUGCCAAAGACAGCAACUGCAGUCUGUGAGCUACUCCUCUCGCUACGCUUUGGGCCUUUUCUAUGAAGCUGGCACGAAGAUUGAUGUCCCUUGGGCUGGGCAGUACAUCACCAGUAAUCCCUGCAUACGCUUCAUCUCCAUUGAUAAUAAGAAGCGCAAUAUAGGUUACAAAUGCUGCUGCCAACUCUCCUGGCCAAAUGACUCUUCAUCUCAAACCUUGCCUUGUGUGUGGAGGGGAUGGAUUUACCCACUCCAACUUCGAUGGCUGCAUUGCUUCUGCCUUAUGUGUUCUGGAAGCUUUAAAGGAUCAUAUUUAGUACCUGUAUUCUUAGUCUCUACCUGUGCUUUGGGUUUUUGUUUUCUCAAUUUUCUGUUAUUGAUUUUUUCCUUUUCUAUUUUGUUGAGAGAAAUUACCGGAAAAUUGUUCUUCACUUGUUGUCAUUUUUUAUAUGGAGUAUAAAAUUGAUUUUCUAAUUUUUAUAGUUACAACCCAUGCUAGAAUAAAAAUUUCUUGGGCUUUAUACCUGUUGCCACUUUUCUGAGUUGCCGUGGCUACUAUACUUGUUGGAGGAAAAGUAAUGCUUAAAAGUAACAAGUGGCCCUCCCCAAAUUUAGUCAAAUCAAAACUUUAUUAUUCUUUUGAAAAUUUCACUUCCAAAUAAAUAUUCAUUAUCAAAGCCUCAUUUUUAAUCUUCAACUAUGCCCUUGAUUUAAUAUUUUUACAAACUUCUAAACUACAAGAUUCCUCCAAACUAUACAUAACAGUGUAAUUUUUGUUACUCAUUUAUCUCCUAAGUUAUUAAAUAAUCCUGAAUUGUAGUCAUGUAUGUCCUCAUCUCUAGGAUUGCAGUUGGGAGGGCAACUUGACAGGUAAAAUAACCUCUCCUCAAAUUUUCAGAAAAUAACCAGAUUCAUCUUGACUUUCCAAGUGACACAGAACUUUUUAACCUUAAAAAAACUCAGUCUUAGGCCAGCGGAGUGGCUCAGUUGGUUAAGAGCUUGCUCAAGAG
Molecule: messenger RNA, 1938 nt
Organism: Hipposideros armiger (great roundleaf bat)
Lineage: Eukaryota; Metazoa; Chordata; Mammalia; Chiroptera; Hipposideridae
Gene: RNLS
Product: renalase, FAD dependent amine oxidase
Exons: 6
Coding region: 393-1388 (331 amino acids)
Cellular component (GO): extracellular region
Molecular function (GO): oxidoreductase activity, acting on NAD(P)H
Source: RefSeq, a predicted model, not a curated record